Molecule: messenger RNA, 538 nt
Organism: Opisthorchis viverrini
Lineage: Eukaryota; Metazoa; Platyhelminthes; Trematoda; Opisthorchiida; Opisthorchiidae
Exons: 4
Source: RefSeq, a predicted model, not a curated record
UCCGCAGCCGUGGCUGGCUGGAUUACACACCUGCUCUGAUGCCGAACCUACGGUUAGACCAGCUGAACGACUGCUACGAGUUGGUUGCGCUUGCGCUCAGGGAACCGAGCCUAACGCAGCCAGCUAUGGAUGACCACGGGAUCGAUCGUUGCUUUAACAAAGCCUUUCUCCGUUAUGAAUCAAUACUGAAACAAGAAUUCGAUGAAAUCCCUUCAGCCCAAACGCUUGUAAACUUAGAACAACUCCACGCCGAUGCACUGACCGAUUCACUCGAAGAGCUGGAGAGGCUACAUCCUGGCUGUGAUCAAACACUGGGAAAGAUUAAGCAACAUCGUACCGAGCUGAUCGGCCAAGCGCAAAAAGCUUACGAAACCAGACGGCGGAAGUUUGCGAAGGCGGGUUUAAGAGAAGAACACAAAGGGAUGUCGGAACAGCGAAAACUAGCAGUAAUUCGUGCACAACCAUUACGGCAAACUGGGAAUAUCCCCAAUCCUCGGCUGGAAAUACUAGAAGAAGCAAGAAAAGUUAGCACGAAAUU